UUUAUUUUCCUCACAUUAUUUUCUUCGCUUGCGGCCGUGGACGAGUCUGGAGCAGUUUGGGAACUUAACCAACUCUUUGUUCAUUAGUCGUUAUAUUUGAACGACUCUUUGUGCCACCGAGAGUUUUAAAGCGGGGUUUCUACUUUCCGGGUAGAUUCGUGACUAAAAUGGCUGUUUACGGAUUCAGCCGUCUGUUGCCUUAAAAGGAGGAAAAAUAAACUUUGUUCAGGCACCAUGUAAGUAAAGGAACAGGAAAUUAUCCAACAGUCAGCCUGCACACGGUGCAGAACCAGACAGUGACUGGCAGCGGAUUCCAGCGGUGGCCGUGGGUUCCCCUAACUGGAGACGGAGACUCAUGGAGAGUGAUUGUCGGAUCCCUGUGGCCUGUUGUCGACCACGAAUCCUCCUCCUUCACGCUCUCUUCUGGGGCCUCGUCUCCCUCAGAGUCUUUGGAGCGGCUCUGCUGAGUGAAGAGAAAGCUACAGCAGUGAAGCCCGUGGCCGCCCCCUGCUGGCUGCUGGAGGAGUUUAUCGUGUUGGAGGAGUGUGGCCGCUGCAGCGACUUCCACGCUAAGGCCCAGACGGCGUGCAGACAAACGGGAUACGUAGAGAGGGUCAACUGUACCAAAUCCAGCAAAGAAGAGUACAAGAGCUGCCGCUCAGCUAUGAUGGAAGAGCAUCUCUUCUGGAAGUUCGAAGCGGCCACGUUGGCUCUGACAGCUGUCUUCGCCGUCCUGGUCGUGAUCCGGCAGCGUUGGCUCGACCGCCUCGCCUCCGAGAAGGUCCGGCGCCAGAUCGAGUCCAUCUAGGGCUGCAGGACCCGGGGCCCAGUCUGGUUUUUAUCCCGCAGGAGUGUUUUAGCAGCAGAUGGAUUUAAAAACUCCCUGUCAGAGUUUGGACUGAAAUAAAUCUGGAUUUAAGAUUAUUCUCAUGUUUUCAACACAAACUUUAUUUAAAUACAAGCUGGUAAACGUGACAAAGAGGCAGAAGGACCUUUUUGAGAUUCACAGCUCAGUUAUUCAUCAAUUUCAUUUUCACCCGUGAAGAAAAAAAAAAAAAGAAGCUAGAAUUAAAACAAAAUGAGGCUCAGAACCAAACGGAAACAUUUCAGAAACAGGAGCUGAAACGUGAUCUGGUGAUGUGACGACCGACCGCGCAGAGUUUACCAGAGACGGAGCCAUGGUGUCGUAGCAGCCUGUUGCUUUAUCAAACACCAGACUAUUAACGGGAGCUCGGGGCAGGAUCUUUAUGUCAAAACCAGGAAUCAGAAAAGGAAUUACAGGGAACAAAAAAAUACAUUAAAAAAUCAGGUUUUGAUUUUGGUGUAAUUUGGCUUCACGUCUUGGUGUCAAACUUGGCUUCUUUUUUUUUUCUGUAGUCAGAAGUUAUCCAGACCCUCUUUUUUUUCUUUUGUAUUUGAUAAAUGUUGAGUUUUCAUGUACUGAAAAGCCAAAUUAAGCUCUAUCAAAGUUGUUGAUUCUGAGCCUGAUGGGAAAAUUGAGUUUAAGUUGAAUUUGAUGUUGCAUGAGGAAAACACUAGCAGUGUUUCUCAUUAAAACAUUUCUUUACAUCAACCUCAGAUGAUGAAAGUGGACUAAAGUUCUAAAAAAAACAGCCUUUUAUUUAAUCCCUAUUUGUGAUCAGUUUACAUUAAAACUCAUUCAUGGGUCAGAUCUGGAGCUUUGAUUCUUGUUUUCACUUGAACGUGUUUCAUCCUUCAACUGAUUGAUGUCCCAGCUUGCUGGUUCUGACUGGUUCCUGCCUCAAAUUAACAGUUAACUGUUGCAAUGUCUUCACUGGCCCCUGUAUUGGAAUCUCUGCUUGGAUCCAGCAUCAAGAGCAGAGUAUUGUAUUUUUAAUAUCAAUCCAAGUUGAUGGAUGGUGUAUUUUUCCUUUCUAGCAUGUCUAAUCUUAUAAUUAAAAAAAAACACCUUGAUUGUUCUUCCAAAUUUACUGUUUGAAGGUUUUGCCUCCGGCUGACAAACAGAUUUGCUCCUCGUUAUUUUUAGGCGGCUUAUGCACCAGCCACAAGAAAAGAGGUGAACCUACUCGGCAACGACAUUAUUUAGGACUUCUUUGAUGCCCAGACUCUUCCAGAAGCUCAUUUUUCCUUCAUUUCCGUCAUGUGAGAUGUUUUUAUUCAACACCUGGUGGUCAAAUGUAUCUUUAAACACAGAAACCCUAUAGACAAUGUUCAGAUUAUUUUACUGUAAAUAAGUUUGCUUUAUUUUCUGGAUUUGUUUCAAAUGUGAAGUUUGACAAAAUAAACUGAUGAAAAACUGAA
Cololabis saira (Pacific saury) is the source of this 2283-nucleotide messenger RNA. RefSeq names its product jumping translocation breakpoint (gene jtb). Lineage: Eukaryota; Metazoa; Chordata; Actinopteri; Beloniformes; Belonidae. Bases 356 to 808 code for a protein of 150 amino acids. Gene Ontology annotation, biological process: mitotic cytokinesis. The record is from RefSeq and is a predicted model, not a curated record. Gene Ontology annotation, cellular component: centrosome; cytoplasm; midbody. The transcript is spliced from 6 exons.